UAUCUCUCCGCUCACAUUUGCCCCUGUGUUGCUAUGAGAACCUGGAGCUAAUUACUAUGAUUUGCAGAUGAUUAGAGGCUGAACAGAGAUUUUGUCAUUACAUUACCACUCACUGGCAGAACCCGACCGUGGUUUCCAGGGAAACUGGAAAUGUGAAGCUUUUCAACACACACAGCCACAGCCUAAAGAGCGAGGAUUGCCUAAGAGAGAUUCUUCUAGAGACAAACCUGUAGCCGCUGCAAUCAGUAUCAAUCAACGGGGGGAGAUGUAUGGACAGAUGCUCAUCUCAGCCAGGCUGGAGGUUUGCGAUGUUUGACCCAAAUCUGACGGAGAGUUGUGGAGAAGCUUCAGUCUGACUUGAACGGCUGAGGUUUAAUGCAGAGGCAGAAUGGGAAGUCUUAAGGACGAGAUGAGAGGUCUAAGAGAAGAUCACCAGCCUUCUGAGAAGACAGACAGCGGCCCUGCACCUGAGGGAUCGCAAAUGUGCACAAGUCAAGAGUCAACAACUCAAGGGGACUAUGAGCCAAAAAUACACGUGGAUGCCAGCUGUGUGGGGGAGAGAGACAAAAAAAUAAUUUCCAAAGAUCUUUCGGGAGUGGAUUUUGGCAAUACCGAUCAAUUAGACUCUAAGCAAGCUAAAGAUUGUACACAGACUGAUGCCAUGGUACCACAGCCUGAGGUCGACAAAAGAGCUACUACACACAACGAAGCGACAAUCACUGUUGAGCUCCAAAGUGAUGGAGACGGAGAUGCCAAAAUUCAGAGGGGAAAGUUGAAGGACAAAGAUGCUGAUCGUGAAAGCGGAAAAGGUGCUGACAUUGAGAAUGUUUUGGUUCCUGUGCCGCAAACUCCAGACCUUUCUGACCCACGUUCCCCAGCUCCUUUUGGUCAGCACCACAUGCGCACACAGGUCAGCCUGGAGGUGGUUCAGUGCCACUCUGCAGCCACCAGUCCCAUGACUCCUCCGGAGGGCGGCCAUUCCUUCUUCUUCCCGAGUUCUUUUGGGAAAACCGAAUGUGUGGGUACAGACGCUAAAGACGCAGACCUGCAGGUGAGUCGCCAAGUGGAGUUCUGCUCUGUGGCCACCUCCCCCAUGACCCCGAAGACGCCAUCGUCCACUGCCUUCCCAGAGCUGAUCGGGAGAGAGGUGGUUCAGAAGGAGGAGAAAACGAAGGCGGGUGAAGAGCCGAGGGAAGGUUUGCCAACCAUGAAAGGUCCAGCAGAAGCGGAGUCAGAAAUAUCUGGAGUUUUGAAGUUUAACACAUCAAAGGAGCUGACUGAAGGCUCAAACCUAUCUCCAAGGAGCUCGGGGAGCCAGGCAACUGACCUGGCUCCUGGGUUAAUGAAUCAGCAGGUAAAUCUGGAGGAUGGUAAGCAGCAGUGUAAGCAACAGAGGAUGGGAAGUAUGGAUCAAGACAUUACGAUCUUGGUCACCCACUAUGGCAACAAUGAGGAGGAAGACGAGGACAAGGUGGAGACGUCUUUUUACUCCAUUGAGCCAGAGAUGGUCAAAAUAGACGAGUUCGAGGAGGAAAACGGCAGCGAUGUGAAGAGAGAAAAUAUCUCCACGGAAACCAUUACUCCUGAACCUGUACAGGACUCUUCAAACACAAACCAGCCACAAAACAAACCUGAAGAGCCCCCGGCUUCUGGUAAUAAACAGCUAAAAACAUGCGCUGAAUCAGAAAGUUCAGGAGAAAACAAAGAGGCAUGUGAAGCUUCUGUGACAAAGCCUCCCGUUCCUGAAUCGCCAGCUCCCUUCGGCUGCCACAACAUCCGCACUCAGGUCAGCCUGGAGGUGGUGCAGUGUCAAUCUGUCGCCACCAGCCCCAUGACCCCUCCUGAGGGGGACCAUGCCUUCUACUUCCCCAGCUCUUUCGGAAAAUGCGGAGCCGUGGGCGUGGAGACUAAAGACGCUGAGCUGCAGGUCGGUCAGCAGGUGGAGUUUCGCUCUGUCGCUACAGCACCCAUGACCCCGAGAACGCCCAUCAUUACCACUUUUCCUGAGAUCAGGAAGGAGGCUAGCAUAGAGGAGAAGAUAGUGGAGGAGGUAGAGGGUAAAAAGGAGGACAAGGAAGAAGUACUCAAAGAGGAGAAGGACGUAACCGAAGAGAAAAAGGUGGGAGCAGCUGAAGAGGACAAAGAGGAGGCAAUAAAUUACAAUAAGUGCGAAGUGAAAGGUGAGGAGAUAGGUGAAGAGAAAGGGGAGGAGAAAGAGGAGGAGAAAUCUGAGGAACCGGUGCAGGAGGUGAGCUGGGAUGAAAAAGGGAUGACGUGGGAGGUGUACGGAGCUGUGGUGGAAGUUGCCGUGCUGGGCUCUGCCAUCCAGAAACACCUUGAGAAACAGGUGAAGAAGCAAAAGGGGCAAUCCUCCUUGCCUCCUCCUCCUCCCCUCAACCCCUCAGCCACGCCCCUCCUUUCAGAGUUAGGCCAAGGGGAUUCUGGGUCUGGAUCAGGUUCAGGUUCAGGUUCAGGAUCAGGUUCAGGUUCAGGUUCAGGUAAGGGCCGGCUGGGGAAGAGAGGGGAGCAGGACGACAAAGUGAGCCGACGCAGAAGGAACCCCUUCCGCCAGAUGAUGGAGAACAUGCAGCAGCCACACUGUUGCUCCAGAGCUCACACGAGUGAGUGACAGGAAAGUGACAAAGCAACGGGUGACGGCAAAAUCGUCAGCGCUGGAAAUACCACACUUGAUAUAUGUGGCUGCGAUGCAGUGCGUUCACUGAUGCACUUCAACGUGACACUGGGUUGACAGUGUGAGAAAGAAAUCCUCACGCAAGACAAACAGGCAGAGAAACAUUUAAUAUGGAGCAUUAAUCACAGAGAAACAGCCAUACGGUACUAUUUUUUUCUUCCCUCCCCCUUCUCGGAUCUUUCUUUUUCAUAAAUUUCCUUGACGUUUUCUAGACUGACAAAUUAAUGGAGUGUGUCUUUGGGGAAAAUGAAAGCGAUGCAUCUCUGUCAUUGUGAACUCCUCUCCUUUAAUGUCCAUUCAGUUAAUCCACUGAGUCAUUUCAGUUGUGCUUUUUUUUUUUUUUUUUUUAAGUCCACCUCAGACAAUAUGAAGCCAUGGCAACCAGCUAUUCUUCCUCGUGGCUGGUAACAAGCUUCUGCAGCUGAAAUAGAGAUUUGGGGUCUGAGGCCUGACCCUGUGCUCUGUCAGUUGAGGUAAAAUCACUUUGACACUUCGACUUAGGAUGUAUGAACUUUAACCUUUAUAUAGAUGUUGCCUCGGUCUGUUCAUAAGAGGAGACUCAAACCUGAAUGCAGGCUUUUGUAUGUCUUAUAUUCUGCUUUUAGAUUUGGCACAGUGUUUUGACUUGUGUUGUGAAAAUUCUAAAACUGUACCAACGACGUGCAUAAUCACGUUUUGAUUUAUUUUUCUUCUUCUUUUUCUUCUUCUUCUUUUUUUUUUAGUUCUUACUUAUUGUACUUUACUGCCAUGAUUAAGUGAUUCAGUUGUAAACUUUGUGUUUUAAUUCAUAGGUUGUUGCAGUGUCAGUGAUGUUGGUGUUCGCACAUUAACUUUGGUCCGAUCCACAUCUGAAGAAAUUGACUUUAUUUACAGAUUGCACUUGCGUAACAUUCAUUUAAUUGUCAGUAAACAGUGAAAUAAUCAUUCUGCUGCUUGUAGGAAGUUACUCUGCAUGAGGUUUUCACGUCGCGCCCAGAGCAAACGCGGAUAAAUUAAACACGCAUUCAAUUUUGGCUGACUCACAAUCAUAAAUACAUAUUUCAUUCAUACACUGACAUAAUGCAGUACUCUUGUUCUUUUUCUGUAGCGUCUGCUGCGACAGAAAUUUGCGUUGUGUGUUUAAGUUAUACUAAAGUUUAAUUCAAGGAAAACCAAACAGUUUUUAAACAGUUGCUUAAUAUGUUAAAUAAAUUAAAUAAAGUGAUUUAAAUGUACAACACA
Mugil cephalus (flathead mullet) is the source of this 3913-nucleotide messenger RNA. RefSeq names its product G protein-regulated inducer of neurite outgrowth 3 (gene gprin1). Gene Ontology annotation, biological process: neuron projection development. NCBI's taxonomy places the organism in Eukaryota, Metazoa, Chordata, Actinopteri, Mugiliformes, Mugilidae. Bases 389 to 2629 code for a protein of 746 amino acids. The record is from RefSeq and is a predicted model, not a curated record. The transcript has 2 exons. Gene Ontology annotation, cellular component: plasma membrane.